This is a messenger RNA of Archocentrus centrarchus (flier cichlid), 1284 nucleotides long. RefSeq names its product chromosome 18 C11orf68 homolog (gene c18h11orf68). The transcript is spliced from 2 exons. The record is from RefSeq and is a predicted model, not a curated record. NCBI's taxonomy places the organism in Eukaryota, Metazoa, Chordata, Actinopteri, Cichliformes, Cichlidae. The coding region runs from base 175 to 918 and encodes 247 amino acids.
AAACGAUUAUUAGUUAAACUGCCAGCCAUUUGAAUGGACUUUGUCAUAUCGCUUUCUUUUGGAUAAAGGGGGCUGCUGCGCUUGUGCGGAAGAUCAACGCUGAACAACAAACUUCGACAUCUACGGCCAGAGCAAACUCCAGGAGUUGUUUACUCGUGUAACUGUGACAGCAUUAUGGAGGAAGAAGAGGGCCCUGUUGAUGGCGAGGUGGGGACCCCCUUUGCUGCAGAGACCUAUGCUGCUGAGGCCAUGGCUGCAGACAUGGACCCCUGGAUUGUUUUUGACUCAAGAAGAACUCCCAGAUCUGAGUUUGAUGGCUGGCUAGAGAGUAACAGACCCUCCCAAGUGUCCAGAUUUGGAGAUGAGGAGGGUGGCGUCAGCCCUGUGGGGUGGAUUGCUGUGCUGGGGCCGAACCACUGCCCCAGCGGUGGGGAUGUCACAGGACUCCAGGAGAGUUGGGAGAAACUUUUGGCAAGUUGUCGGCCCGUCACCUUCCAGACAGUGAAGGAGCUGGCCCUGAACCAUGGGGUGCUUACAGGCAAGUGGCUCAUGCACUUGGAUUCUGGUUUCAAGUUGGACCACGCAUGGGAGUGUGUGGCCAGAGCAGCCCUAGAUGGCAAGAUUUCUCUAGUUAAAGUCAGUCCAUUUGACCCUAAGGCAGAGGGCAAGCAGGUCAUUUGUGCCUACAACCAGAACUUCACAGAUGAGAGUGAGGUCAUGAGGCUGGAUUCAGUCAUUCGUGCCACAGGAGUCAAAUGCCCUCUGUCCUACAAGCCAGACGUGUACACAUACCUGGGAAUCUACCGGAACAACCGCUGGAAGCUUUGCCCCACUAUAUAUGAGAGUAAAUUUGACCUCGAAUGCGUACCCAGGCGUUCCCACAUUAUCAACAAAGUUACCAAUCUUGAAGUGACAUAAACCAGUCAGACCAAGAUGGGAGUUUUGCUGAACCAGUAUGUGACAAAGUUCAUGGUGAUCCCAAAAGAGGUUGCAUUCAGAGGACUGUACUUCAUAACCCAUUUAGAACAUCACUGGCUGUAUUCUGAUUUCAAGUUCACUAUUGAAAAACAAUAAAACUUAAUCUGCCUUUUAUUCUUUUGUUGUAAAAUAAUUAUAAAUCACCUGAAAUACUGUCAGAUAUCUUGUAUUGAAUAUAUCGUAGUCUGUAGCUCAGUAGGUAGAGCAGGUCACCUACUGAUUGGAAGGUCAGGGGUUCGAUUCCUGGCUACUCCAGGCUACAUGCCAAUGUAUCCUUGGGCAAGAUACUUAACCCCAAGUUGCUCU